Prunus persica (peach) is the source of this 956-nucleotide messenger RNA. Its product is annotated as single-stranded DNA-binding protein, mitochondrial. Bases 89 to 784 code for a protein of 231 amino acids. Gene Ontology annotation, molecular function: single-stranded DNA binding. The transcript is spliced from 4 exons. The record is from RefSeq and is a predicted model, not a curated record. NCBI's taxonomy places the organism in Eukaryota, Viridiplantae, Streptophyta, Magnoliopsida, Rosales, Rosaceae. Gene Ontology annotation, cellular component: mitochondrial nucleoid. Gene Ontology annotation, biological process: positive regulation of helicase activity; mitochondrial DNA replication.
AAGUCCCCAAAGGGUUUAAGCUACCCAACCAAAAACCCUCAAAAAUCCAGAGAGAAAUUGAGCACCAUAGCCAUUUACCACUCUGAAAAUGUCUACCUCCUCCUCCCUGGCUACGCUUUCCAGGAGACUCUGUCGCUCUCUGCACUCAAAUCCUAUGAAUGUACUCUCUAUGCGCUUCUGCACCACCACGACCACCGACCUCUCCUCCUCCUCUAGCGACAGCUCUGACUCAGACGAGUCCAACCCUCUCAACUCGGAGCCCAACUCGCCCCAAGACAACGUCCCCCCACCACAGCCGCCACCAGAGGACUCCAAUCGGAAAAACUUUUUCAACGAUCGCCCGCUCGAGAACGGCCUCGACGUAGGCAUUUACAAGGCGAUACUGGUGGGGCUGGUGGGGCAGAGUCCGUUGCAGAAGAAGCUGAAGAGCGGGGCCACGGUCACCAUGUUUUCUGUUGGGACCGGCGGCAUUCGGAACAACCGGAGGCCGUUCAAUAACGAGGACCCGUCGGAGUACGCAAAUCGCUGUGCCAUUCAGUGGCACCGCGUUUGCAUUUAUCCAGAUAAUCUUGGCAUGAUCGCCAUGAAGAAUGCUUUGCCUGGUUCACGUUUAUACUUGGAAGGUAAUUUGGAGACCAAAAUAUUCACUGACCCGAUAAGUGGGCUUGUUCGACGUGUUAGAGAGAUUGCUGUUCGUAGAAAUGGUCGCCUUGUGUUUUUGGGUAAAGGUGAUGGUGCUGAACAACCGCCGAAAUGGGGGCUGAAAAGUGUUGGCUACUACUGAAAAACUUUGUUUUUAGUUGUGACAGAGAUUUUAUUGACUGAAAGAUUUUUUACUUUGUAAUUAAUUCUCUAUUCCGCUUGAGACCAAGGGGAAGGAAGAUCAUGGUGCUAUUAUGCUGCUAUUGUUGUAGCGUUUGCAGAUUAAUAUUGGUCUUCUUUUUAUUUCUUGCUCA